AGCCAAUUGUGUUUAAUUUCAACAUUUUCUGAAGCGUUUAAGAUCUAAAACUACACAUACGUGGGGAUGUGACACCGUUAGAAACUUUAUUAAUGCAGAGAGCUGAGAGAGAGGUUUGACAGAAGAAACAGGAUGCUGGUGUUGGUUUUGGUGGUGACCGCACUGCUUGUCAGUGAUGUGGCAGGGACACACAAUUCCUUGGAACUGGGGAGGACUCAGCGACACCUUGAAAAGCGUGAUCUAACCAAAGGACCCUGUGAUAAAAACUGGUUUCAUUUUCCUCCUCUAAACUCCUGUUACCAGUUUUUCAGUGACGAAAUGACAUGGGAGGAAGCUCAGGAUUUCUGUAAUGAACAACAAUGUUGCGGACAGCUGGCUUCUGUGAACUCAGACCAACUCAACACUUUUGUUUCUGAUGUGGUCUCUGUCGUGGACCAAGAAAAGCCAAGGGCUUGGAUUGGCCUGAAUGACAUUUGCAAGGAUGGGAAAUUCACAUGGAUUGAUGGAUCGUCGUACAGUUACAGAAACUUUGGUCCGGGUGAACCUAAUAAUUAUAACGGCAGAGAAGACUGUGUGAACAUUCACCAUUUCCGUAACUUGACUUGGAAUGACGCACCCUGUAACAUGAAAAUUGGUUUUGUUUGUUCUUACAAACUGUGUUGAAUUUAGAAAAAUCCAGAUCCAUCUACUCAUCCUUUCUAGUGGUGGAUUCAUUGCCCAGAUUUCUUUGUAGCCAUUCUCACUGUCUGUGGUGACUGUAAUUAUUUAG
Mobula hypostoma (lesser devil ray) is the source of this 769-nucleotide messenger RNA. RefSeq names its product C-type lectin lectoxin-Phi1-like. The record is from RefSeq and is a predicted model, not a curated record. The transcript has 6 exons. NCBI's taxonomy places the organism in Eukaryota, Metazoa, Chordata, Chondrichthyes, Myliobatiformes, Myliobatidae. Gene Ontology annotation, molecular function: signaling receptor activity. Bases 133 to 663 code for a protein of 176 amino acids.